Messenger RNA from Suillus paluster, 4016 nucleotides. RefSeq names its product CHAT domain-containing protein. NCBI's taxonomy places the organism in Eukaryota, Fungi, Basidiomycota, Agaricomycetes, Boletales, Suillaceae. The transcript has 5 exons. The coding region runs from base 349 to 3606 and encodes 1085 amino acids. The record is from RefSeq and is a predicted model, not a curated record. Gene Ontology annotation, molecular function: protein binding.
CUCAGCCUCAUUUGCUUCAUUGAGCCAUCAUGCCCGGUACUUUGCAAGGCCAAUAUAUCAGACUUGAAGUCAUCAGCGGAAAAAAUCUCAAGUUCCUUCCGAGCGCAUACCUGCAGGCAUUUACGUGUCCAUCAAACUCGACUCAAGGAGACGCUGGAGGUCAGCUGCCCAAGUCCCAUCGUCCGACAGUUCUAUAGCGUGGGGUGAUACCGUGACCUUGUAAAUCCUUCCAUGGAGACUUUCUGACGCGAUUCCAGUACUCAUCAUACGUUUGCAGAUCACCAAAUGUGUUACCUAGAUUAUCACUGGAGAUCCGGGCAUCCUUUGAGCUCGGUCGAAUGCUAGGGCAUGGAGAACUCAUUGGAAAACUUGAAACAACACGGAAUAAGCUUCUCGGUCAUGGAGAUGAACUUUUCGGUGAGUAAUCCGCUUCCCAUCCAUGCGCGUCGCUACCUUGUCCUAGAUCUGUCAUUCCCACCCAUGGAUGUGGAUAAAGUUUGUCCUUCUCUCAUGCUAAAGGCCACUUCUGUGCACGCUCGCGGAAACAAUAAUACUGGACAACUUGAUUCCGUUGUUGAAUCUGAGAUCACUCGGUUCACAGAUGAAGGCCAUGCACGUUUUCGAAAAUAUAUGAGAGGCGAGAAUACCUCUCACCUGAACGCUUCUGUAAAUCAUUUCCAGUGGGUUUUGGACGAGUGUCCGGUCGGCCAUCCCGACCGCGCUGCCGCUCUUACAAAUAUCGCGUGGGCCUGCCUUCAAGGCUGUAUUCGAAAGGAUCUUCAAGAUUUUGACUCCACUAUCUCUCUAUUCCGCGACGCCCUUGCAUUACAUCCGCAGGGCCACCCCAAUCAUCCCUUAUCACUUUAUCAUCUCACCGAAGCGCUGAAAUGGCGCUACAACAAUCAACCUAUCCCCACCGAAAUUUUUGAAUCAACCCGACUCUACCAUGAGCUAUGCACUUAUCUUUGUAGCAUUACGGCAGGGGACAAUAUCGUCGAUUAUGUGAUUGGGGCAUGCAACGAUCUUCCAACGGACGCAUCCGAUCAAGGCAUCCAGCUUCGACGAAUUGUGCUCGAGCUCUGUCCUCUAGGCCACCGACACCGUCUCAGAGCACUCGACGAGCUUUCACGAGCCCUCAGAGCACGUUUUUCACAACACGGCAGUAUUGAUGAUUUAGAUGAGAGCAUACAACUUCAUCGUGAUGCUGUGUCUAUGCUCCCCGAGGGACAUUGUUCUCGUGAUAUCUACUUGAAUGAGUUGGCUUUUUCUAUCACACAGCGCGUCAAUCACCAAGGCAAAUUGCAUGACCUCGACGAGGCCAUCUCCUUGCACGAAGAAGCAUUGCGCCUGCGCCCUGUUGGUCAUGUAUCUCGUGAUUCAUCAUUGGACAACCUAGGGGGCGCCCUGCGCACCCGUUUCGAAAAACUUGGUGACAUCAAUGACCUCAACAGAGCUAUCAGCCUCUAUCGCGAGGCACUGACACUGUGCCCGCCUGGGCAUCCAACUCGUGAUAUCACGCUUGGCAACCUUGCCCUCGGGCUCGACACCAGAUACGACAAACUGUGUACCAGCGAGGAUCUAAACGAGGCCAUUGAUUCGUAUCGCGAAUCACUUCGGUUAAAGCGCCAUGAUCAUUCUGAGCGCCAUGUAACUCUUCUCAAUUUGAGCUCGGCACUCUCCUCUCGUUUCACAGAAACACAGAAGAAUGAAGAUGUCGAGGAGGCCAUUGAUCUCUGCCAAGAAUCAUUGGCAGUUUUGCCUUCACUGCAUCCGGAUAGAUGUUUCAGCUACAUGCGACUGCAGGAGGCCUUUCUGUCUCGCUACGAGAUGCAACACAACCCAGCUGAUUUGUCACUUGCAGUAGAUAACUUCAGACUGGCAUCAAAACACCCUACUCAAGGAUUUCCAGAAUGCAUCAUGGAGGCUAUUGACUGGGUCCGUCAAGCAGAACUCUAUCAACACAAAUCUGCCCUUGAAGCAUACCAAAUGUGUUUGAAUCUUUUCGACAACCAUGUCGUGACGCGGUCCUCGAUCGUCUCACGGUGCGAUGCCGCAACUGCGUUUGAUGGUGCUCAGUUGCUGCCAGUAGAUGCGGCGUCAUGCGCGAUUCGUCGAAAUGAUCUGCAACGAGCAGUUGAACUCGUGGAGCAGGGCCGUGGUCAGCAAUGGUCGCUGGCCGCUAGACUCAGGACUCCAUUGGAAGACCUCGAGUCCGCAAGUCUGCCACUAGCUCACAAACUCUUAGAGCUGAGCAAGCGCCUGUCCGAUGUUCAGGGUUCUGUAGGCAGCACAGACCGAGCUGCUGCUGACAGGGCAGCAAUAGAAUACAGGGGACUUAUGAAGGAAUGGGAAGUUGCAGUAGCUGAAAUCCGUAAUCUUCACGGUUUCUCGCGAUUCUUGCUCCCACCGUCGUAUGAAGAACUACAAGCGGCAGCGUGCCAUGGCCCGGUCAUCAUCCUUAUUGCAAGUCAAUACUCGUGCGACGCCCUUAUUGUUCCGACGUCAGGACAGCCCCAUCAUGUUCCCUUCCCGUCUCUCACUCUUGCGCAUCUCGAGAUGCUCAAGAACAAUUUUACCAGGGAGAUACAGCAGGCGGGCCUUAUGGGCCCAACAGAGUCGAGGAAGGAUUUUCGAGUACUAUUGCGCAAAGUAUGGAAGGCGAUCAUGCUACCCAUUGUCAAUGUUCUGCAGCAUGACCUCAAAUUGCGACGCCGGUCUCAGAUAUGGCUGUGUCCGACGGCAGCCUUCACGUCUAUUCCUCUUCACGCCGCUAACCCCUUUCGGACGAAGGCAGAUUGCUCCGGGAAGGAGCCGUGUCUGGAGGAUUUCUAUAUCUGCUCUUACACGCCAACACUGUCAGCCUUGAUCAGAUCUCGACAGAUGAUGAAGACCCGCGGGAUGAUUCCGUCCUUCGUGGCGAUCGGGCAAAGUCAGCCAGGUGCUGGGCAAGGCACAGUGCUCGCCGCUGUCGACAGCGAGCUCGAGCUCGUCCAUAAACUCAUUCCCCCCAACGCCAAGUUCACCAAUCUUUCUGGCGACGACGCUACACAGGCAGGUGUACUCGAAGCUUUGCAAAGCAAUGCCUGGGUGCACCUCGCUUGUCAUGGCAAGCAGGACCGCGAGCAGCCUUAUCAUUCACGCUUCGCCAUGAGAGAUAAACCUCUCACGCUGCUUGAUAUCAUGGAGAAUGAUGCUCCGCAAGCCGAAUUCGCAUUCUUAUCAGCAUGUCAUACUGCCGUCGGCGAUGAGCAGACGCCCGACGAGGUAAUCCACCUCGCUGCUGGUCUGCAGUUUUCCGGGUUCAAGAGUGUCAUUGGCACUCUUUGGGCUGUCGAUGACGAUGUCGCAAAGCAUGUCGUCGAAGCAUUCUAUGAGGAGAUGUUCAAGGGUUCGAAGGAGGGUGACCAUGUCAUGGACUGCACGAAGGCGGCCUCAGCACUCAACCAUGCUACGCGCACUGUGUCAAAGAAGGAGGUGCCGCUUGAGCAGAGAAUCGUUUUCAUUCACAUUGACCAGUGCGCCUCACAAUCCACCCCUCGCCGAUUUACUCAACGUGCGCGAUUCCUACCUCAUUUCCACCCUACCAAUGCCAUCAUUUCAGUCUGAACGUCAUGCUGUGCGCCGUAACCCAACAACAUUGCCAGUCAGAUAUCCCAUCCCCCGCCUACCAAGGCCUCUGCCUACAGUAAAUCCACAGCAACCGGCUGUCCUUCACUACCUAUGCAAACUCCGUCUCUCCUCCUGCAAGGACGCAGCUAGUCAUGAUAAGCCUCGUGGUCCCCUGAAUUCCCCUGUCACAUCGCCCUUACCUCCAAAUUACUCCUCGACGCAGUCCGCAACUCAGGGGCGUUCACGCAUAGAUCCCCACGUAGGCUUCCGUAACCACCACGAUUUUUCGACAUUUUGUCUCGACACACGCCAUUACCGCCCACCACCCCAUCCUCUGACACUGCUCCCAUCACCUUCAAAGCCCGCCUAUAAACCUGGCAGCCUGUUCGCGCAGGUCAUACAUCGCC